Molecule: messenger RNA, 1094 nt
Organism: Rhipicephalus sanguineus (brown dog tick)
Lineage: Eukaryota; Metazoa; Arthropoda; Arachnida; Ixodida; Ixodidae
Gene: cyp33
Product: peptidyl-prolyl cis-trans isomerase E
Exons: 1
Coding region: 172-1092 (306 amino acids)
Biological process (GO): protein folding; protein peptidyl-prolyl isomerization
Cellular component (GO): intracellular membrane-bounded organelle
Molecular function (GO): RNA binding; peptidyl-prolyl cis-trans isomerase activity
Source: RefSeq, a predicted model, not a curated record
UGAGAUUGUUUAUGUCGGUGGCUGCUGGCGGUUGCCGAAACGUGCGUGAAUCUUGCCGCUAUGUUUCUCGUCACAAGUAAGUUUUCGUAGUUUCUGCCGUGUUUUCGAAAGUAGGGAGAGCUCCUUGCCGCGAGCAACUGACACGGAACGUAAACGUCGUCUUUGAUCGCAAUGGCGACUACAUCGAAACGCAUCGUCUACGUUGGAGGACUCGCGGAGGAAGUCGACGAAAAGGUACUGCACGCUGCUUUCAUACCGUUCGGCGACUUGGUGGACGUGCAGAUUCCACUCGACUACGAAACGGAAAAGCACCGCGGUUUCGCCUUCGUCGAGUUUGAGAGCGCGGAGGACGCCGCUGCGGCCAUCGACAACAUGAACGACUCGGAGCUGUUCGGCCGAACCAUUCGCGUCAACAUUGCCAAGCCGAUGAAGAUCAAGGAGGGUUCCACGAGAGCCGUGUGGUCCGAAGACAGCUGGUUGCGACAGCACGCCGGUGAAACCCUCAACACCAAAGAAGGCGACGAGGACUCAAAGGAAGGCGACGAAGCCGAAGCGCAGAGCGACGACAAGGAGGUCGCUGACAAAGCGAAGAAGUCGACCAAUCCUCAGGUGUACCUCGAUAUUAGCGUCGAUGGCCAAGAGAUCGGUAGGGUCCGCAUCAUACUCUACAAAGAUGUGGUGCCUCGCACGGCAGAGAACUUCCGUUGCCUGUGCACGCACGAGAGGGGAUUCGGCUUCAUCAAGAGCACUUUUCACCGCAUCAUUCCGGGAUUCAUGUGCCAAGGCGGUGACAUCACGAACCACAACGGCACCGGCGGUAGGUCCAUUUACGGCCGCAAGUUCGACGACGAAAACUUCGAGCUGAAGCACACCGGUCCGGGAAUACUCUCCAUGGCCAAUUCGGGUCCCAACAGUAACAGCUCCCAGUUCUUUCUCACCACGGCCAAGACAGAUUGGCUCGACGGGAAGCACGUAGUGUUUGGACAGGUCAUCAGUGGCAUGGAGGUCGUCAGAAAGAUGGAAACGUACGGUUCUUCGUCGGGCAAGGUAUCCAAGAAGGUUGAAAUUUGCAACAGUGGCGAAUACACGUAGUU